UCUACUGUGUGACAGAUUGUUUCUGAAUGGCAAGUGUGGCUGUCAAGUGCCAACUACUAAGAAACAGGUAUGCCUACACUAAGAAAAACAUGCCAUUGAAUUUAUUAGAUAUUCUGAUGUAAAUAUGCCUAGAUGUAGUAACCUAAUGACUCAAUACCACAUGUUCUUUAAUAAUUAAUUAAGUAAUACAAGUUAAUAGCUAAUACACAUAGUACAUAGUUAAUGUACAUACAUAUAUACAAAUAUAAACAUUUGUCUCAUAUCUCAUAAGGGCUUUUCACCCAGACAACCUUAUAAUACUAAGGUCAUUAUGUUACUAAUUCACUUUGUAACAUUACAAAUGAAAGAACAGUCCUAUUUGAGAAUUAUGGUGGAUAAAAAAAAAAAUUCAAGCUGACAGACACGAUGAGUUCAUUCCCAAACGAUAAUGCAUAAGCCUAUUUAAUAAUAACAACAACAACAACAAUAAUAAUAAUAAUAAUAAUAAUAAUAAUAAUAAAUCUGUAGGAUACUGUUUGCAGUUCUUUCCAUUUCGUUGAUCUCCACAAUGCAUUCAUGUUUAAUCUUUCAUGCAUAGUAUUCACACUCAUCGACAGUCAAAUUAAGGUCUAUCCAUCCAUCCAUCUUCUAUACUGCUUACUCCUUUUCAGGGUCACAGGGAAACCUGGAGCCUAUCCCAGGGAGCAUUGGGCACAAGGCGGGGUACACCCUGGACAGGGUGCCAGUCCAUCGCAGGGCACACAAACACAUACACACAUUCACACACCCAUUCAUACACUAUGGACACUUUGGACAUGCCAAUCAGCCUACCAUGCAUGUCUUUGGACUGGGGGAGGAAACCCCCCGCAGCACUGGGAGAACAUGCAAACUCCGCACACACAGGGCCACUAUGGGAAUUGAACCCCCGACCCUGGAGGUGUGAGGCAAACGUGCUAACCACUAAGCCACCGUAGCCGGUAUUUUUUUAUUUAUUUAUUUAUUUAUUUUUAUUUUAUUUUUUUUUUAAAAAACACAUAGACAAUCCAUUUUACUUUUUAACAUUUGCUACUGACAGAAUCAAAAUUCAUAUAUCAUGCAAUUUUAUCUAAAUAAUCUUUAUCUAGGGGCAGUGGUGGCUUGGUGGCUUUUUCAGUCCCCAGCACUGCCAAGCUGCCACUGUUGGGCCCUUGAGCAAAGCCCUUAACCCUCUCUGCCCCAGGGACACUGUAUCAUGGCUGACCCUGCGCUCUGACCCCAACCUCCUAACAUGCUGGGAUGCGAAGAAAAUAAUUUCACUGUGCAUAUGUAUAUGUGAUCAAUAAAUACUCAUUAUCAUUAAAUCAUGUAUGAAUUUUAAAUUUUUGUUUAACCAUUUAUAAAACUAAUAAUGUUUACACUUUACAGUCUGUGCAUAUGGACGUGUGUGUAGUGUAAUCUGCGUAAUGACUGAUUUAAAGGGGGGAGGGGAAAAAGAAACAGCAUCAUUUUGGGCACGUGCGCUGUAUUUGUGCAGGCAGAUCUCUUGACCGUAGGAGGGGCGAACAAAGACAACCACGCCCAUUGGGCGUUUCCCUAAUCUACUGCUACAAUGAGGGGCUACAUGAUCAGCCCAGAGUAAACACACAGCUACCAGACUGAGAAGCAUGAGCGGACUGAACAGGGACAAUCCCACCAGUGACUAUAUAGCGCGAGUAACUCAUUUCUGGUCAUGUCUUCCACGAGAAAGCAGUAUUUUCUCCUUUCUUGUCUCGCUUUGGUGAUUGUUUGCUUGACGGUUGUUAUGAAGAAAUGGCACUUUGGUCUGAGAGGGAACUUUGGAGAUACUGCUCUGGACUUAACUCCUCUGCGCGGUGCAUUACUCCAGCAGAUCAGAGACAGACAGCAGGAGAUUGCUCCUUUUUACACCUUUAAUCAGGGACAUCGAUCACUAGUGGAUCAUCAGUCGACUUUUCCCAACGCAGACGCGAUAAGGAACACAACUCUGCAGGCUCUGGGGUCGGAGAUCGGAUGCAGGGAUCUGAGCGGCUUGACAGUUGUGGAUUUUCUCGGCGCCGGUUACACAAAAACAGUGUUAAAGGUCGUUUUACCUCGGGGUUUAGAAGUGGCGUUGAAAACCGUGAACAAUCAAGGGACAGACAUGAGAUCUUGCUUGGAGGAUUUCAGGGAUCCAGAGGGCUGCCAGGACCUCGUGUCCUUCAAACUGAGAAAAGAGAUCAUCCUGCUGCAGAGACUACAGCACCCUAAUAUUGUUAAGCUGAGAGGUCAGUGCCAGGACAGUGCCCUGGUGGGUGGCAUCACAGCAGUGUUGGAGCAGGGAACCCCAGUGCAGAUGAUUCAGCUCCUGCAGAGCCCCUGGGAAGAGCGCUUUCGGGUGUGUCUCGGCUUGGUCAGGCUUCUUCACUAUCUGUCUCUUUCUCCUCUUGGCUCUGUGGCCUUGCUGGACUUCCAGCCUCGUCAGUUCAUCAUGGUGUCUGGUGAGCUCAAGCUGACUGAUCUGGACGAUGCCGUUGUAACGGAGACACAAUGCAGGACAAGUUCAGAUUGCGUGCUGCAGUUUCCACUGCGCAACUUUACCUUCCCGUGCUCGGGCAGCGGAGUGUGCCAAGGCCUCAACGAGAUGAGGAACCUUUACAAUGCUUACAGAUAUUUCUUCAUCUAUCUGCUGCCUCAUCAGGCUCCAACAAUACUGAAACCUCUCGUGGAUCAGAUAAUGAAUACAACAGGGGAACUGAAACACAGUGUUAACAAAACACUGGAGGCCUUUGAAGAAGUCUUGCAUGUAUACAAAUCUGGGCUGAACAUGCCUUCAUCUGUAAUUAAAGACUAUGCUGUGCUGAAAGGCAUGGGUACAUCUGGAAAUAAGGAGUACAAGUGCUGGCCAUCCUACAACCAUCAAAGAUGCAUGCUCUCUGUGCACAGUGUUGUAGAAGCUGCCCACAUCUGCAGCUCUCACCCACAAUGCACCAGCUUCUCCGUCAGUCACCAGAAGACAUGGACAGGCCGACUUCUUGCCUCGUUCAGAAGUGGCUUCAGUCAUCUGGUUCCAGAUGUGAGCUCCACAGUCUACGUGAGGACGGCCAAAGCCUCGACAGCUACUCUUUAAGUAAGGGGAAAACAGAGCGAGGCAGAACGAGAGAUGCUUGGGGGGGCGGGAGAGCUAUGAAGUGAAUGAACGAGAUGUAUUUAUAGGCAUCACACUCAAAAGACUCUUUGAUCAGCCUGCCAAUGCCGCAUGCUGCCAAGAGGCGUCUAAAAGGAUUUCCCUUCAGGUAUAAUUACCUCUCCUUACACAAAAAGAAACACCCAGUCCUCUGUUUUUUCCAGUUUUGCUGUUGUGUUUGUAUGGCACAGUCGAAUGAAAGGAUAUUGAGCCGAUUCUAUACAAGCUCUUACAUAUAUUUACUUUGAUGUUAAUUGAGCCAGUAGUUCUGCGGUGUUGCGCUGCAUGCUGGAAUGCCUUAAACACAGUGUUGCAACAGGCAAGGAAAGAAGUACUGAAAUUACAGCUGUGUAGGAGCUGAGAUAGCUGUUUAGGAUCACUUUACUGAUCACUGCAAUUCAUUUUUACUUUUAUGCAGUCUACUUUUUCAUCCAGUGGAUGUGAUUGAUUUAGUUGUUCUUUCAGAGAAAGAGUUACUGUUAUUUGACAUUUUUGAAAUUGGGUUUUUUGCAGAAAGAAAUGAAUAAAAGUUUUUUGUUUUGUAGCUUC
Molecule: messenger RNA, 3688 nt
Organism: Ictalurus furcatus (blue catfish)
Lineage: Eukaryota; Metazoa; Chordata; Actinopteri; Siluriformes; Ictaluridae
Gene: pkdccb
Product: protein kinase domain containing, cytoplasmic b
Exons: 7
Coding region: 1688-3082 (464 amino acids)
Biological process (GO): protein phosphorylation
Molecular function (GO): non-membrane spanning protein tyrosine kinase activity; ATP binding
Source: RefSeq, a predicted model, not a curated record